Rotaria sp. Silwood2 is the source of this 1962-nucleotide messenger RNA. Lineage: Eukaryota; Metazoa; Rotifera; Eurotatoria; Philodinida; Philodinidae. The record is from the annotation of a GenBank genome assembly.
AUGACUGUUUCUGACGAGGAAUUACUUAUAUCUCGACCUCCACAAUAUCAACAAAGAAAAUAUCCUUCACGUUCUGCACAACCACAAUCUAUUCAAAUUGAAUGUCAAGCUGAAGAACGACAUUUUAUAAAUUCUUCUUCAGAAAAAAUAAGUGGAUCUUUAAAACCAAUUCAUUUUACAAUGAAUAAUCAAAAUAAGCCAGGAAAAUAUCGAUCUGAAAUUGUUGUUCAUAAUAAUCCUAAUGUUGAUUUAUAUAUCAAAAGACUUCAUGUUGCUUUUGAUGCUUAUAAUGAUUUAUCAAUGUAUAAUUCAAAAAAUGAACGUUCAUCAUCACGUAGUCAUUCAACAUAUGGUUCAACACAACAAAAACAACGUCAACAACAAGGAAAGUAUCGAUCACUUUCAUUACCACCAAGAUCUAAUUCUCAAGCUAUACUACAUCAAUGGAUUGAUGAUAUUUGUUCAAAUGAAAAAUUAAUGGCUAAUGAUGAUAUUUGUUUUUUCCUUAAAAAUGUGCUUUAUAAAUUUGGUCCAACUUUUAAUCAUGCUGAUUAUUGUUUAUCAUUUGAAAAUUUUUGGAAAAUAAAUAGUUGUACAUUGUCAUUUAUAUCAGGAUUUAAUCGAGCAUGUUUAAAUGCAGUAGUGUUAUAUGUUUCAAAUAAAUAUUAUUGGUCAGGUACACAAUGUCCAUCACAUGAUCGAAUGGAUGGAAAAACUGUUGUUAUUACAGGAAGUAAUACUGGUAUUGGGAAAUAUACAGCUAUUGAAUUAGCUAAACGAGGUGCUCAUGUUAUUUUAGCAUGUCGAGAUCGAAAACGAGCAGAAAAAGCUUUAAAAGAUAUAUGUAGAUUAUCAGGAAAUAAUAAUGUUGAAAUUGAAAUACUUGAUCUUGCUUCAUUAAAAUCAGAUUUAUCUCUAACUACCGAUGACAAAACUCAUACAAUCACUGCUAAAUUAGAAAGAAAUCAGCUCAAGACAAAUCUUGUUGGUCGCUAUACAUGUUCAGAAAUAAUUAAUAAUAAAAAACAUAAAACAACCGUUCAUAUAUUUAUUCAAGAUGGACAUUCUGUAUUUACUAAAAGACUUUAUCCAGCUGUAUUCAAACAAACGGGUAUUCAUUUUUUUAAUUUACCAUGCCAAGCUACUAGUUGGUAUCCGAGAAUGUCAUGUCCAAUACCAUCCGGUGGGAAACAAUGUAAGGUACGUCAAUGUAAUUUACAAGAACGUAAAAUAAAUGAACUUGAAUGUCAUAUGCCUAUAUGUGAUGGGCACGAACGAUGCAUUCCGGUUUAUUAUACACCGUCAAAUUUAACACGAGAGAAAGUCUUUUUUGAUCCACAAAUUGGUUUUGCACUUGAAAAUCCAACAAUACCGGAUACAUUAACUUAUUUUAAUUGUAUGAGUAAUUAUACACCAAGUGAAGAAUCUAAAAUUCUAUUCGAUUCAUUAAGUCGUAUAACCGAUCAUGUACAAAUUCAUCAAUCAAGUUUAAGAGUUACGAGUGAUGAAAUCUUAAGAUUAACUUGUGAAAUUCGAUAUGGAAAAAAAAUAUAUAAAAAGACUCCAACACUUUUUUGGUUCGAAAAUAUUUAUAAUCUUAAUUUAAUAUUAAAUCAAACAGAAAAACCAGUAUUUGAUAGUAAAACACAAGUCUAUAGUCGAAAUAGUUCAAUAGCACUGCAAGGAUUUAAACCAAAUAACAAUUAUCGAUUUUAUUGCGUACGUGUAUCUGACCAUGGACUUUAUUCACAUUCUAUUGUUAUUACUUGUGUUGGUGCACCUUCGCUUGAUCUUAACAUCGAUUCAAGUGAAUCAAAUGCUGAUAAUAAAAUUUCCUAUGGAUCAAAUGGUAUUUAUGAUAUAACUAUUAUUAGUAUUCCACGUUCGCCUGUUGUAUUCGAAAUAUCACGUAACGGAAUUUCAUUAAUAAAUGAUAAACGAUUUGAGAUAUUACCUAUGUAA